UUUUUUUUUUUUUUUUUUUUAAUAAACGUUUAGCUUAUUGAAAGUGAUUUAAGACCUUUUUUAUUCUGGUAAUUGUUAUAUUGAAGUCUUGUUCAUCUUUAUGGUUGCCAAAGAUUCAACAGAAUUCAUUUUUUGCCACCUCUUGAGGAAGCAGCAAUGAAAUGAAAGCAAGAUGCAAAACGUACACAAAGCUGGUUGUCUGCUGAUCGAGUCAGCUUACUCUUUCACGUUAUAUCUGAAGAAUUUAAUCCCACCAUAUCUCAAAGCAGUUUAUAGCAAAAGUAAACUUCUUGACAAGGUGUUGCCACUCUUGAAUGAAUGGAAAUCGGUUAUUCUAAAACCGAAAUUUGUGGUAUAUUCGGAUCUUAGUUCUCCAAAUUCGAUGGUCACAGGAAUCAGACCCACAUUGUUAAGUGAAAUUAAUGGGCAAUUUUAUCAAAUCAAAGAUAUCAGAGAUGAUACUGACUGUAAGAUGCCAAAAGGGGUGGGGCGAGCUCCGGGUCUCUUUUUCUAGCUGAGCCUUUGACUGUAAAUCAUUCAUUUUCUUUUGAGGAAACUUAAAAGACAGGAGACUAGUAUCAGAAGAACCUUCAUAUAACAGAGGAGCUUUUUUUUCAAGCUCAAAAGUGCAACAAAAGAUGUUGUUGGUCAAUCCUAUGUGGUGGCUAUAGGUUACCCUUUUGGUUGCAGGACUUGUUUGAAUAUGAGAGAAUCUUUGCUUCUGUGUAGGAUUAGCAGUGUGUUUGUCUCUCUGUAACUUUUUUUUUGUCGUCUUUUGUCUCUCUAUAACUAACUUAUCCUCAGGUUGUUUUAGGAGGUUAGUGUGUUUGUUUAAACACUAGCUGUACUCUUCCAUAAUAAAUGCA
This is a messenger RNA of Camelina sativa (false flax), 866 nucleotides long. RefSeq lists its product as uncharacterized. The record is from RefSeq and is a predicted model, not a curated record. Lineage: Eukaryota; Viridiplantae; Streptophyta; Magnoliopsida; Brassicales; Brassicaceae.